UAGCCGGCGCAUAAACCCCAAAAUUUAAUAAACCUUAAACCUUAAGACAGCCCAGCGAGCCCUCCUCUUUCUGUGUCGCAAAGCGGCAAAAGCUUCUUUGUGAUGGCGAUCGUUAGAUCUCUACGACGCUUUCAAUCGCGUUUUUUUUCCUCCUCCUCCCAAGCUGCUACUGAAAUUUCAAAAUUGAUUUCCGGCUCAAAUAUUGAGCAGCCUGGAAGCUCUUCUGCUGCGUCAUUUACUUCUGAGAGACCAGUCCGGAGAAAAGUAUCUACUGCUGAUCGGAAGUCGAUGCUCGAAUCCUUUGUCAACAAGUACAGAGAAAUGAACACCGGAAAAUUUCCUUCCGCUACAUAUGCACGAAAAGAAGUUGGUGGUAGUUACUAUGUCAUCAAGAAGAUGCUUCAGGAGAUUGAAAAUGAUUCUAGAACAGCUUCUGUGGAGAAAGGACUCAUCAAGGAUCAUAAAAAACAGUCUGAAGGUGAGAAUACCAUAAGCAUGGAAAUAUCGACUGUAUCAUCUGGAAGUCAAGAGGUAUCAAAAAGUCAAGUAAAUAGUCUCCUACGGCUUUGUAAAGAUCCUCGGACUCUUGACGAUGUGGAUUGGAAGGAAGUGCUCUAUCCGCCACCAAGCGACGUCGACCCUCUCGAUUUUAGAAGAGAUACUACCCCUGAUGAAGUGAAGGAAGUGCUUCUAGAGAUUGAAUGUGAUAGAAAGGAGUCAAAGGACUGGAAAAAAAUGAUUGAAGGUGAGAAUGCCAGAGACUUGGAAUUAUCGAUCGAAUCAUCUGAAAGUCAAGAGGUGUCAAACACUAGCGUCCAACAGCAUUGUAAAGAUCCUUGGGCGGUCAGCAGUUUUGACAAUAUUGAAUUGAAGGAUGUGCUUCAACCAUCAACAAUCAACGCCGACACAGGAAGAACCAUUGUUAGAAGAGAUGAUACUUAUGACAUAGAGAGUGAUAUGAAAGGAUGUCAUGGGAAGGUUGAGCAGAAGCCAGAAGGCAAAUUGAUAGAUGAAUCUCUUUUGGAAGAAAAAUUUGUCUUUGAGGAUUUACAGUCUAAAGUUGAAAGCCAACAUAAUGGAAUAAGAAAAGUUGCAACUGAGAAUCAUCACACAGUAGCUCAAUGUUACGAGAAACUGGAGCAGAAGCCAAAAGGGGAAUCUCCCUUGGAAGAUAAAUCCGUCCAUGAGGAUUCACAGUCAAAGGUUGAAGGGAAGCAACCUGAUGGGAUCAUAAACAUUGCUACGGAGGAUUGUGAUACAGAAGGUCAGUGUCAUGGGAAGGUUGAGCAGAAGCCAGAAGACAGACUGAUAGAUGAAUCUCUUUUGGAAGAAAAAAUUGUUUUUGAGGAUAUACAGUCAAAAGGUGAACUGUACCAUGAUGGGAUAAGAAACAUCAAUAGGGACAGGCCUGAGCAACAAAAGGAUGAUCAGUUGAGAGAGAAACCAUCUUUAUGGGGGAACUUGAAGUCAUUGGCAACUGAUUUUAUCAACAUGUGGAAGAAAUGAUGAAGUCGUAAAUUUUUUUUGUCAAGUUCAGCUAUACUGCAGGAUACAAGUGAAGACCUUAAACCUGAUAUGCGGGUGCUUGGUUAUAGAUCACGUUCGUUAUUAACUUAGAUAUGUACAUUCCAUUUAACGAUGAAAUUUUUGGGGCAAUAUGCAAUUUUGUAGCGUUAUCUAAUCAUUUCAGGCUAAGGUUGUACAAAGUUAUCAAAACUUGAAUAUGAUUCUAGUAUGGUCGUUUGUGGAAAAUCUGCUCUUGAGGUGAUCAAUAUGAAUCGUUUGUUUCA
Molecule: messenger RNA, 1790 nt
Organism: Erigeron canadensis
Lineage: Eukaryota; Viridiplantae; Streptophyta; Magnoliopsida; Asterales; Asteraceae
Exons: 6
Coding region: 103-1506 (467 amino acids)
Source: RefSeq, a predicted model, not a curated record